ACGCUUUUGCCCCUUCUUCCACAAUCCCCUUCUUCAUCCCACAACAUCACGUGAUGGGCACCUGCCAAUGGACCAGGGGCCGCGUCAUCGGCCGCGGCUCAUCGGCUACGGUCUCUCUUGCCAGCGAUCAUCAAACCGGUAAGAUCCUCGCCGUUAAAUCUGUAGAGCUAGCAUACGCAGAGCUCUUGCAGAGGGAACAGAGAAUUCUAUCGCUCUUUGAUUGCCCGCAUAUUGUCGCGUAUGCCGGCCACGAUGUCACGUUCGAGAACGGUAAGCAUUUCUACAACCUAUUGAUGGAAUAUGCUGAUGGUGGCACAUUGACGGACACGAUUCAACGGCAGGGCGGUAGGUUAGAAGAGUCCCUCAUCGGAUCCUACACUCGCGAAAUUCUUCAAGGGCUGUCGUACCUUCACUCGAAGAGGCUAGUGCAUUGCGACAUCAAGGGACGUAACGUGCUGAUCGGAUCCAACGGUGUGAAGAUCGCUGAUCUUGGAUGCGCAAAGUGGAUCGACGUCUCUAGCACCACCAAGGCACCAAUUGCCGGUACGCCUCUCUAUAUGGCCCCGGAAGUUGCACGUAGGGAAGAACAAGGCUUCCCUGCUGAUAUCUGGGCCGUUGGAUGUACGGUGAUUGAGAUGGCCACCGGGCGUCCACCAUGGCCUGACGUGGUGGACCCGAUCACCGCCCUGUAUCGAAUUGCUCAUUCAAUCGAUGUACCGGAAUCUCCAAGAUGGCUAUCGGAGCAAGCGAAGGAUUUCUUGAGUAAGUGUCUAAAGAGACGUCCUGAGGAGAGAUGGACAGUUGAUAUGCUUCUCAAACACCCCUUCAUUGUCGGUGAAUCCAAUUGUCCUCCGAAACAAGUUACAGUCUCGCAAAUCACGAAUUCUCCAAAGAGUACUCUCGAUCACAACAUUUGGGACUCGUUCGGUGAGGAUCAGAUUCACAUCGAUCCUUCUAAUAAUUCUCCGGCGGAACGGAUCCAACAGCUGAGCGGCGGCAGCUCAUCCUCUCGUAUGCCUGAUUGGACAGGGGAGGGGAAUUGGGUCAGCGUUAGAAGAAGCGAAGAAGAUGAGAAUUCUCUGGAGCUAGAGGGUCAGAUUCCGGUUGAAGAGAUGGGUGGAUCAGAUUCUGUUAGGGACAGUGAUGAAGGGAUGAGAUUUCGCACAAGCUCUUUGAUUGAAGAGAGUGAUGUCCAUAGCAGUAGCAUGAGUGAUAAAUAUGUAGAGAUGAUAGUGAUACAGAGCGUUAGAAAGGAUUUAUUAUCUCCUGUAAAUACAUCAAAGAAUUUCUGUCUUCUAAUGAAAAUUUUGAGUACGAAAAUCAUGUGUUCUGCAAAAUCGAUAUCGUAAUGAGUUCUGUUUUUG
Messenger RNA from Magnolia sinica, 1364 nucleotides. RefSeq names its product mitogen-activated protein kinase kinase kinase 18-like. Lineage: Eukaryota; Viridiplantae; Streptophyta; Magnoliopsida; Magnoliales; Magnoliaceae. The transcript has a single exon. The record is from RefSeq and is a predicted model, not a curated record. Gene Ontology annotation, molecular function: protein kinase activity; ATP binding. The coding region runs from base 54 to 1349 and encodes 431 amino acids. Gene Ontology annotation, biological process: protein phosphorylation.